AUGGAUCAAGUUCCUGCGUCGAAUGCAGGAACAGACACCGAUCCAAUCAAACCCGGUGUGCCCAAUACUACCACAAAGCUAAUUCAAGUACCUUUAUGUGAAUACGAUUAUUUCAGACGGAUAGACUUAAUAUGUUUUACUUGCAACAAGGCCAUAAGAGGCUCCUAUAUUACAGCAGUUGGGCGUAAGUAUCAUCCUGAGCAUUUCUAUUGUGAGAUAUGCCACAAAGUGUUUGAAACAGAGGAUUACUAUGAACACGAGGGACAAAUUUACUGCCAUUAUCAUUACUCCCGCAUAUACGCGGCACAUUGCGAAUCUUGUAAGUCCGCCAUUCUUAAACAAUACGUGGAGAUGCAUCGAGGAGGUAAAGAGCAGCAAUGGCAUCCGGAGUGCUUUAUGAUCCACAAGUUUUGGGGUGUUGAUGUCACGGUUGACUGUAUUGGUCUUGAUAACCUACCAGCAAGUCUGAUAGAAAUCGCAAAGGCUGAUGAAAAGGUAAUGACUCCUAAGAUCCUUUUUGAGGUUGAACAUCGGCUGGAGCAAAUGAUGAUGUUUAUUUGGAUGACACUCUCGGAGUUUGAGGAAUCCUGUGCUGCUUGCAUUUCAGAUAUGCUUCACUCUGCCACAAUUGACGAUAAACUACAAGGGUUACUUGCAGCAGGUAAGCUGGUGCUGAAAAUUGAUUGUUUAUUUAAGGGAAUUAAUGUCCUCAAUGACUACGCUAACAGUUGCCACAUCCAGAUUGACUAUGACUCAGACCGUUAUCGCAGCUUGUCUGCGCUUACCAAAGAACCUCGUAGUUUGUCUUCCAAGCUGAUGUCUUAUCUAACUUUUCUCAGAGAUACUACCAAGACAAAACUUGCCACGUCCAAGUACUCUCGGGAGUUACUUUCACUCAUUUCUACCAUGGCUCAUUACAUUAAGCUUAUUUCAAGAAAUUCGUUGAUGCAUGCACUCGAGUACAACAGACUUACAAAGUCCACAUUGGCUACUGACAAAUAUUUGCGGGAGGUUUCUGUUCACGACUUAGUGCCGAAAGACGUGUUUCCCAAUUUGGAAAUAUCAGCAAAGGCAAAGGAUCAAUGUUCGGAGUGCGGCAAGAGCAUUGAGGCACGCUGCUUUCAAUUUGAUGAGAUGAGGUGGCAUCCAGAAUGCCUGAGAUGUUCAAAAUGUGGUAAGUCUCUAGCGAAUUCGUCAGUUAUCAAUGAGUUGGCAUUUAAUAGAGGUAAAAGUAGCAUUUUGUGCGAAAGCUGCGCCUCCGAAGAUGUCGAUGCAAUGACAGGGUUCCACGAAGUGUCAAAAUAUUCACAGUUGGUUUACUUGCUGAAAAUUGCAUUAGUUAGAUCUAAGUACGCGAUGCAAAAGCGGGGACUUAUCGAAAAGCACGGUAAGGAUGCAGGCCUACAGCCUAAUGACAGAUACUCUCUGCAGGUAUCCGAUAUUAAGCGCAUGCGCUCUUUGAGACAAAACAGAAAGAUUGGCAAUGCUACUAAUGAGAUCCGUAAAUCGAUCAUUUUGGAAGCCCCUGAGGGUUUCGUAGCGGAUCAAGAGGAAGCAGAUGAUAGAAAUAUUAUUCCAGAACUUCCAGAAGAGGAGGAAGUUAAUAAGAGCGAAGAAGCACCUGGAAAUAGAACUCCCAAAAAUUAUAUUCCUGGAGCAGCUUCUCAUAGCAUUAGAGAGAUACGCGACUCAGAUUCUAGAACCAAUAGCAUUAUAUCUGCGCAUUCAACCAUGUUCUUGAAAAAGAACAGGUCAUUAGGCCGCAAAGGUUCCAAGAGACUUCGGAUAGAAGAUGUGCCUAUGAAUGCUAAGCCUACAAACGUGAACCUAGACGAGACUUCGAAUUUGUUGAAGAACGAGAAAGGACUUACAUUGGACGACAUUCCGAGAAUUGUUUCAUCUGAGCAGGCUCGUGAGUACAGACCAAAUGCCUUCAGAUUCCAGAAGAGGAACUAUGAGACGGCAGCCUCAACUAUACCUGCAUCGAAAUCCGUUCAAAAACGGAUUAGUGAUGUUCCUAGUACUAUCAGCAUUCCUUUGAAUGAAGCAAGGAGUAGAGAUUCAUCGAUCCAGAGUAGUAUGUUGACCACAGAGGCUGAAAACUCUACAGUAACAGUCAUAGCAUCUGACUAUCCUAAACCUUUCGUUUCUAAUGUUAAGAGUGACGGAGUGGCGGUGGCUGCAACAGUAUCAGCUCAUUUGUCAGCUUCGGCUGUUUCAGGAUCACAUGAUAAGAGAUUCUCGGAACUAACCCCCAUACAGCAUGACUAUAUGCGUCAUGUGGCGGCCUUUUCGCUUCACAAGAUCCUGGGUGACGAACUAACGCUUGAAGAUUGCUUGUCGUUUAUUGAUAUUCGCAAAAAUCCAUCAUUUUGGGGUAAAAUAUUCGGAAGUUCGAAGAAAAACUCUUACAAUGACCUCCACAAAGUAUUUGGAGUUCCAUUGGAAGCAGUGGCGGUGAAAUACGGUAUUGAUAGUGAUUUGGGUAUUGGGCCAGAAAAAUUACGGAUUCCAACGCUUGUGGACGAACUCAUCAAUGCCAUGCAUACGAAGGAUUUGAGCGCAGAGGGUGUUUUCCGGCUCAACGGCAAUAUUAGACGGUUAAAGAAACUUAUGACAUCUAUCGAUGAGCAUCCAGAUGCAGUACCAGAUUUAUACAGCGAAAAUGCUAUUCAGUUAGCAGCUUUGCUCAAAAAGUUUGCACGUGGUCUUCCAAAUCCGCUGCUCACGUUCAAGCUCUAUGACGUGUUUAUAUUAUCACAGAAGUUUGCGGAAGAGCCCAAGAAACGAGAUAAAAUUCUCAAGCUUGCUUACUGCAUGCUGCCCAAAGUUUACAGAGAUCUUACCGAGGUGCUUCUUUCAUUCCUUAAUUGGGUAGCCACAUUCAGCCACAUCGACGAAGAGACGGGCUCUAAGAUGGAUAUUCAUAACUUGGCAACCGUUCUGACUCCAAACAUCUUGUAUUCGAGGCCUAAAAUCACCAACAAAAUGCCAGACUCUGCUGAUUUGAUUCCAAACGGAGAAAAUCACUUCUUGGCUAUUGAAGUGGUCAAUACGAUGAUCGAGAACCAUGAUGAUUUGAGUAUCAUCCCCACAGAUCUCUUGAAACUAUACAAGAAGGCUGGCCUGGAUGCCAUUGCUCCUUCAAAGGAUGGUUUCACUACUAAAGAGAUUAUUGCUAAAUGCAGAGCCGCGUACGAUAAAAAGCCAAGCAUUCUUGAGAAAAUAGUUUAA
Molecule: messenger RNA, 3234 nt
Organism: Brettanomyces nanus
Lineage: Eukaryota; Fungi; Ascomycota; Pichiomycetes; Pichiales; Pichiaceae
Exons: 2
Coding region: 1-3234 (1077 amino acids)
Biological process (GO): signal transduction; actin cytoskeleton organization
Cellular component (GO): cytoplasm
Source: RefSeq, a predicted model, not a curated record